Molecule: messenger RNA, 1704 nt
Organism: Ustilago hordei
Lineage: Eukaryota; Fungi; Basidiomycota; Ustilaginomycetes; Ustilaginales; Ustilaginaceae
Product: putative CCT6 - component of chaperonin-containing T-complex (zeta subunit)
Exons: 1
Coding region: 1-1704 (567 amino acids)
Biological process (GO): protein folding
Cellular component (GO): chaperonin-containing T-complex
Molecular function (GO): ATP binding; ATP hydrolysis activity; ATP-dependent protein folding chaperone
Source: RefSeq, a predicted model, not a curated record
AUGUCGGCCAUCGAGCUGAUCAACCCAAGAGCCGAGUCCGUUCGUCGGACUCAGGCUCUUCAAGUCAAUACUGCCGGUGCUAUCGGUCUCGCACAAGUCGUUCGUUCUAACCUUGGACCUCGUGGUACCAUCAAGAUGCUCGUCGAUGGUUCCGGCAACCUUAAAAUGACAAAGGACGGCAAGGUCCUUCUCACCGAAAUGCAAAUCCAAAACCCUACCGCCGCCAUGAUCGCACGUACCGCCGUAGCACAGGAUGAACAGUGUGGUGAUGGUACCACCUCUGUCGUUCUUCUUGUCGGUGAGUUGCUCAAGCAGGCUGAGCGAUACAUUCAGGAAGGUGUUCACCCUCGUGUCAUCAGCGAAGGUUUUGAUGUUGCCAAGACCGGUGCGCUCAAGUUCCUUGAACAGUUCAAGAAGAGCCCCGAGAUGGACCGUGCCACGCUCGUUAAGGUCGCCACUACUUCGCUCUCCACCAAGCUUCACACAAAGCUCGCUACGCAACUUGCUGCUGACAUCGUCGAUGCUGUUCUCGCCAUCAAGCCCACUACUACUUCCACCAUAGAGGCGCCAGCACCCACCGCAGACGGCAGCAGCGAGAGUGUCUCCGAGUGGAACAUCAAGGACCCUAUCGACUUGCACAUGGUCGAAAUCAUGAAGAUGCAGCACAAGACCGAAACCGAUACCCAACUCGUUCGUGGUCUCGUCCUCGAUCACGGCGCUCGUCACGCCGAUAUGCCCAAACGUCUCGAAAACGCCUACGUCCUCACUCUCAACGUUUCGCUCGAAUACGAAAAGACCGAAGUCAACUCUGGCUUCUUCUACUCUUCCGCCGAACAGCGUGAAAAGCUCGUCGAGAGCGAACGUCGUUUUGUCGAUGCCAAGCUCAAGAAGAUUGUCGAGCUCAAACAGGCCGUUUGCGAUGCACCUACCGAAGGCAGCAACGAGAAGAAGAAGAACUUUGUCAUUUUCAACCAAAAAGGUAUCGACCCUAUGUCGCUCGACAUUCUUGCCAAGAAUGGCAUCCUUGCAUUGCGACGUGCAAAGAGGAGGAACAUGGAGAGGCUACAGUUGUGCUGUGGAGGUGUAGCUCAGAACUCGGUGGAUGAUUUGAGCCCGGAUGUUCUUGGUUAUGCCGGGUUGGUCUACGAGCACACGUUGGGUGAGGAGAAGUACACCUUUGUCGAGGAAUGCAAGGACCCCAAAUCGGUGACGAUCUUGAUUAAGGGUCCUAACGCCCAUACGAUGUCGCAGAUUCAGGAUGCUGUUCGUGACGGUCUUCGAUCAGUCAAGAAUGCCAUUGAAGAUACAACGCUGAUUGCUGGUGGAGGUGCUUUUGAGAUUUCGGCAAGCAACUAUUUGACUUCAGAGGUGAAGAAGUCGGCUAAGGGUAGGGCUAAGUUGGGUGUGCAAGCUUUCGCAGAUGCCAUGUUGGUGAUUCCCAAGACGCUGGCUAGCAAUUCGGGCUUUGAUGUCCAGGAUUGCAUUGUGGCGCUUCAGGAGGAGGCCAGUGAGGGGAACGUGGUCGGGUUGGAUGUGCAGACUGGUGAACCGAUGGAUCCGAUCAGUCAGGGUAUCUGGGAUAACUACAGGGUUAAGCGUCAUAUGCUUCAUAGCUCGGCGGUUAUCGCUUCGAAUCUGCUCAGUGUCGACGAGAUCUUGAGGGCCGGAAGGAGCAGUCUUAAGAGCGAGGCUCCUAUGGGUUAG